This is a messenger RNA of Plectropomus leopardus (leopard coralgrouper), 5001 nucleotides long. It is a transcript of the gene niban2a, whose product is annotated as niban apoptosis regulator 2a. The record is from RefSeq and is a predicted model, not a curated record. Lineage: Eukaryota; Metazoa; Chordata; Actinopteri; Perciformes; Serranidae.
ACCUCGCCGCAGUCCUCCUCCGCAAAGCGGGAGAGAAGACACGCAGCAGCAGCGCCAGCGCCGUGCGCCUCUCAGGAGGAGAGCUGUUAUCCCAGCGGACACAGUCGGAUUUCAGACUAUACUGGAAAAAUUACUAAAGCCUAACUUUUUUUGGUAACCAGCCCGGAUACUUGCAGGAUCUGAGUCUCUGCUGUAACCAUGGGGGACGUGGUUUCCUCUCACCUGGAUGAGAGCAGGCGGGAGAUGAUUACAGCUCGGACCAGAGAUGUAAUGAAGGAGUUCAGUGAUGUAUACGAGCAGCAGUACGCAGUCGCUCUCUUCAACUGUGUUCGCUUUGAGAUAGAAGGAGGAGGAGGAACGCAGUCACAGCUGCUUCACAGAAAGGACCCUCUGGCAGGGCGGUCCAUCUUCUCAGGGAGUCUAUUUCAGUAUCUGGAGGAAAAUCGGAAGUGGAGAAAUCGCUUUGUGUCUGUGCCAAACAGCUACGACAUCAGCCUCUAUGAGAGCAAAACAGCACAUGAACGGGGCCUCCACCCAAAAGUAACCAUCAACUGCGCCGGAUACAAGGCUCUGAACUCAAUGGAGGAAUACAUGGAGCUGAUUAACACUAGCCUGCCGGGUAUCAAAGCCAAAGUGAGCAGUCAUCCAUUUAUCAAGUGUGCGACCCAGUUCCCCCUCAUCCUGUGGCACCCGUACGCCCGCCACCACUACUUCUGUGUGAUGACGGAGAAGGAGCAGAAGAAAUGGCACGCAGUGCUGCAAGACUGUGUCAGACACAGUAACAAUGGUCUGCCAGAGGACUGCACCGUUCAGACGCCAGCCUUCACUGAUGCUGUGAGACAUUACAGACAAGCCAAGGGACACUAUGGGACUUGGGAUAUGAUGUGUGGAGUGCCCCCACAGAUUUUGGCCAAUCUAGUGAUGGAGACCCUCCACCCAGAGCUGAGAAACAUUAUUGGUCCCCGUCUGAAGGGGAAGAUGCAGCAGAGGCAGAGGCACUGGAUGUUGAUCUCUGAUGCAGUGUACAGGCAGGUGUUGUCUCAGACCACCGGGCAGUAUGACGCACUGGUCGAAGCCUGUGAAGCCCAGAGAGUGCCACUGGACACCAGACUGCGAACUGACAUGGACCAGAUCAUCACGUCUAAAGAACAUGUCAGCGGAAAGAUACGAGCUCUGGUGUUGCCCAAGGCGGAGCAGCUCCUCCGGACCAACGUCCAGCCCUACAUCAGCUCCAUCCUGGAGGCCCUGAUGGAGCCCACCAGCCGCGGCUUCUCCGAGGUCAGGGAUGUUUUCUUCAGGGAGCUGGUGGAGAUCAGCAAGAACUCGCUCAACGGAGGGGGCAAAGACAAAAUGGGAGAUCACCUGGACAGACUGUCCAUGCUCGCCUUCCACCCAGUGAAGAUGCAGAGCUGCUACGAGAAGGUGGACGAGCUCAAUCUGGAGGGGCUGCAGCAGAGGUUCGACGUCGCCAGCCCCUCUGUGUUCGUCAGCAGGGCUCAGAUCCUCAUGAGGGAGCAAAUGGACAAUGCAGUGUACACAUUUGAGCAGCUGCUUAACCAGUCUUUAGAGAACCAGGGAGAAGAUGACAUGUGCAAGAACAUCCAGCGAUGCCAGGAAAGGGUUCUCAAGAAAUAUGAUUAUGACAGCAGCACAGUGCGCAAGAAGUUCUUCAGAGAGGCUCUGCUGCAGAUCACCAUCCCAUACAUGCUGCAGCAGCUCUCGCCAUCCUGCUCACCUGAGCUGCCUAAGUUCAAAGAGCUCAUCUUUGAGGACUUUUCCCGUUUCCUGCUGGUGGAGAACAUGUUCGAGGAGGUGGUGCUGCAGUCUGUCUCCAAGGACAUAAUGAUGGCUGUGAAGGAGGCAGCUGUCCAGAGGAGACACAACCUCUACAGGGACAGCAUUAUUCUGACCAACAGCGACCCAAACCUGCACCUGCUCGGAGACACCCCUGCGGUGGACUGGGCUGCUAAAUUUGGGGGCGAUGAGCCAGAGGGCUCUCUCAGCGGCCGUGGAAUUGAAGGAGGAGGUUCCGGGAGCAGACGCAAGCAGGUGGUGUCCAUGAUCCAGCUGGACGGGGUACCUCUGCCCUUCGAGUCCUGCCUGGAGGUCCCAGGUGUGGAGCUCAUCCCUGAGGAGGAUGCUGAGUUGUCUGUAGGCAAAGAGGAGGACCAAGGGGAGGAUGAGGAGGACGUGGAUCCACCGAGAGACCCCAAGUCUCCUGACAGCGUGAAUGAAAUCAGAGAUCUGAUUAAUCCAGUGCUGGAGGUGGAGCUUCCAGUUACAGAGGAGAGCCAGAGCGAGGAAACCAACAGGACGGAGGAGACCAAAGGCACCAUCAUCAUGGAGGACGGGGUGCAGGAGGACGUGACACAUGUCAGCACGGUGGUCAACAUCCCCAGGAAAUCUGUGCGAGACAAGACGUCUACAAGAGCAAUUCUGCAGGAGCUGGUCGGAAACAAGAAGCAGGAGGCAGAUAAGGGGCAUCAGGAGGAAGCGGCCAUCAAGAACGCCAUCGAAGAGAUAGAGACAGUGGUGGAGGAAGAUGACAGUGAACGGAUUGCUCAAGUCUCUGUGGCAGAGUCAGAUGAGUCAUCACAACAGCCACUACUUGCUACAGACUCCAGCUCGCAAAAUGACAGCGGCUUCCAGUCAGCGACCAAUGAGGGGCUGGAUGAAGGUGAGCCCAAGCCAAUCACAAACGGGCUGAACGGAGAGGACAAAAUUAUCGACCCGGUAGAGGUGGAAGUGAGUGUAGCGUAGGAAGACGAUCCUCUGGACAGAACUCUCUAAUUGGAGAAAGAAACAGCAGAGUGUGCAUCUAAUGCAGAAUGGAUACAGACUGUAUUUAAAGGGUUAAUUCAAGGCUUUUCUGUAUUGUUGUUGAUAUUGCACACUUUAAACCCGACUCUCCCGUCCUCCACUCGACUUUUCUCUUUGGUGAUUGGUUCCUUCUAUGCAGCUUAAUUAAUCUCAGUGCAAAGUUUCUCCACAUUUUGUGUAUGACACUGAUUUCAAUAUACAUUAAUGCCAUGUUAAUAUGCUUAUCACACGGAUCAGGGAUUUUAAAGUGGUAAUCCAUUUUUUGAAGGAAUACUUCAACCCCUAAAUGAUCACUUGUAUAUCCUUUAUUCACUUAGCUUAAUUCUUUCAAAAACAUGGUAGGAAACUGAUAUAAAUUGAUAAAUGAUUUUUUUUUUGCAGUUUGUGAAACAUUUCUGCCAACUUGCUCAUCUUGUUUUCUGCCGUGUUUUUGGAACAAAUGAUACAAAUUUCUUGUCAGGUUUCAUAGAUUUAAAUGCAAGUGAAAAAAGCAAUAUCAAUUUUGGUGUUAAAGGCUCACAAUGCAACAGUUGUGUGGUUUUGUAAAAAGACGUUUUGAUAUUGUUGUUUUUCCUUAAACAACCAAUUACCACCUUCUUUGGAUUUUCUUUUUUUCCCCAAAAAAAAUCAAUAAAAUACAAGAGGAGGUGCAUGACAAACAAAUGAUCAUUUGGGGAGUGAAGUGUUCUUUUAAACUUAUAAAUAAAAUGAGGAGCUCUAAAUUACAACUACAUCUAAGUUAUUAUUGCAGGUUUCUUUACAUCAGUAAUGUCUGUAAACACAGCACGAAAUAAGGCUUUUUUUUUGUUUUUUUAUAUAUUGCUGUAUGAUCACAGCCUGUACCUGGGCAGCAGGGGGUGCUACAAUACAAUCCUUUAGAUGUUGUUUGGGAAUUUGUAUUUCAAUUUUAACUACUAUUUUUGUGAUAUACCAGUAUCUAUUUUUGUAAAAUGUAUUUUUCUUAUGUAGUUUGUUUACUUGGAAAGCUUUUUCCUGUAUUCCCAAGUGGCCUUUAUGUUUCAACACGUUAUUUUAGGACAACUGUCAGGAAUGAUUUGCACUUCCACUGUGAUUUGAUAUGUAAAAUGUUUAAACAUUUUUUGACGUCAAAACAACCAACAUUCAUUGUUUCUAGUCAUUUUGCUUGUGGGUGUUAAUGACCAAGAUACAGUAAGUAAUGGCUCAUUAGUUUGUAGGAUUUUGAUGAACUUGUAAUCAAAGGAAGCUCUCUUCGUGAUGAUGAGGGAUGACAACGAAAACGAAAAUGUUUUCCAAAUAUCGCUAUUUUCUUUUUUUCAACUUCAUUGUAAAACACUGAGUCAAACAUGACAGAGACAAUUUUCUAUUUAGAAAAAAAAGUAUUUUCCAAAUUUAAAUCUGGGUGAAAUAUCUGUUUUAUUUAUGACAUUUGGAUGUUGUGGCUUUUACAAGUUUUAUGUCCUUAUCUAUGUAAAAAAAAAAAAAAAAAAAUUAAAAAAGAAUAGACUAUAUCACUGAUACUCUCCUUGUGGAAAACAUUUGUUGGGAAACUUGUAAACCAUGACACAGGUGUUCUGAGGUUUGGUAAACUUUAAAUAUUAGACUUUAAUUCCUCUAAUUCAGUUGGUAGGGCUUUAUUUAUUUUAUUUUAUUUACAGGAAGAUUAGAUAUUGGAAUUCUUUAUAAAUGUUCAAUACAGCAUGAACUUCACAUUUUUGCACCUUGAGCUGACCUGCCACCCACUCACAGAAGAAUGGAUAUAUAUAGUGAAACGUUAGUAAAAGCAACAGAAGAGGCAACCCUCUUUCAGGACAAAUAGGCAUGAAACUCCGAAAAUGUUCUUUACAGAGAACACAGAGGUGCCAGGAGUGGAAUUAAAAUAUUUGAAUAUUUGAAAGUUAAAUCAAAGUACAAACAUAUCAUUAAACAUCUUCACUUUUAGCAUAUUUAAUACCAAAUUAUAUAGCCCUUUCUGUGAACCUUCUUAUGAAUUGGCAGUUAGGUAAGGGACAGUUCACCCUUAAAUCAAAACUACUUACUUGUAGUGCUAUUUAUUAAACUAAAUAGUUUAAUUGUGAGUUGUCGAAUGUUGGAGAUGUCAGCUAUCUGCUUUCUCUGGUGCUCCAAGCACAUAAAAAAAUAUAUUUGAAAAACUCAACAGAAAUGUCUUUUCAUCAUGACCCAGUUACUCAAGAUAAUCCA